This is a messenger RNA of Dentiscutata erythropus, 432 nucleotides long. The record is from the annotation of a GenBank genome assembly. Lineage: Eukaryota; Fungi; Glomeromycota; Glomeromycetes; Diversisporales; Gigasporaceae.
AUGUCACGAUUAAUUUUUCUUACGCUUCUCUUAGCUUUUAUUGGGCUUACUUCAGCCCAGGUUGGACAAAUCAACACACCUAGUAAUGAAAUUGCAAUUGGUGCCAAUGUUAUGGUCACUUGGACGUACACCGAACAAGCAACUCAGAUUCCAGGCAUUUUAAGUUGUAUCGAUAACACAACAAAAAAUACAAUUAUACUUAGUAAUGCAAUAAAUGUCUCCACUAAAACUUAUACAUGGUUGGUCAAUGUUCCCGCGAGUGCUUAUUACCUUGCUCUUAACGAUGGUAGUGGUGAUAAUACUAGAACAAGUGAAUCAUCAAAACCAACCACAACACCAGCCAGCUUGUCCAGUUCUGCUACAAGCUUCACUGGAUCAUCCAUUUUUGGAUACAAAUUUUUGCUUAGCCUUAUUAUGGUGGCAACAGUAAUG